Messenger RNA from Manis pentadactyla (Chinese pangolin), 5618 nucleotides. It is a transcript of the gene ADCK1, whose product is annotated as aarF domain containing kinase 1. Lineage: Eukaryota; Metazoa; Chordata; Mammalia; Pholidota; Manidae. Gene Ontology annotation, cellular component: mitochondrial inner membrane. The transcript has 12 exons. Gene Ontology annotation, molecular function: ATP binding; protein kinase activity. Gene Ontology annotation, biological process: protein phosphorylation; mitochondrion organization; lipid homeostasis. The record is from RefSeq and is a predicted model, not a curated record. The coding region runs from base 386 to 1957 and encodes 523 amino acids.
UUGGCAGUGCCCCGCCCUUUCUGCGGAGACUCUCCCCCUCGUUCUCCAGUGGGGAAAGUGUGGAGUGGCUUCUGCGGGGGCGCAGUCCUGCGCGUAGGUAGAGUUGAGCUGGGGGAACGCUUGGGUGGCUCAGCCAGACGUCCUCACCCCACGGUGGCCUCUGGGCCCCGAGUCGCAGACGGCAGGGGCUGGAGAGUGAUCCGUACGUGUGCAGCGCGCGACGCAGAUACCCCACCUUCUGCCUGUAUGUGCCCGGUGCUCCAGAGCGCUCCUUAUCUCCAGCGCCUCGCAGGGCCCUUCGUAAACGUGUGCUGAUGACAGCCCGGGUAUGGAGAGCAGCCUUUAGAAGACACCUAGUACAGCCCUCUCCCCAGGGUCUGAGGACAUGGCCAGAAGGGCUCUCAAGCUUGCUUCAUGGACCAGCAUGGCUCUUGCCGCCUCUGGCCUCUACCUCUACAGUAACAAGUACUUCGACCCUAAUGACUUUGGUGCUGUCCGGGUGGGCAGGGCAGUUGCUACGACAGCUGUCAUCAGUUAUGACUACCUCACAUCCCUGAGGAGUGUCCCCUAUGGCUCAGAAGAGUACUUGCAGCUUCGAUCCAAGGUGCACCUGCGUUCUGCCAGGCGCCUCUGUGAGCUCUGCUGUGCCAACCGGGGCACUUUCAUCAAGGUGGGCCAGCACCUGGGGGCUCUGGACUACCUGCUGCCCGAGGAGUACACCAGCACGCUGAAGGUGCUGCACAGCCAGGCCCCGCAGAGCAGCAUGCAAGAGGUCCGCCAGGUCAUCCGCGAGGACCUGGGCAAAGAGAUUCAUGAUUUGUUUAUGAGCUUUGAUGAUACCCCUCUGGGGGCCGCCUCCCUGGCUCAGGUCCACAAGGCGGUGCUGCAUGAUGGGCGGACGGUGGCCGUGAAGGUCCAGCACCCAAAGGUGCAGUCUCAGAGCUCAAAGGACAUUCUCCUGAUGGAGGUGCUUGUCUUGGCUGUGAAGCAGCUGUUUCCAGAGUUUGAGUUCAUGUGGCUGGUGGAUGAAGCCAAGAAGAACCUGCCUUUGGAGCUGGAUUUCCUCAAUGAAGGGAGGAACGCUGAAAAAGUGGCCCAAAUGCUCAAGCACUUCGAUUUCUUAAAGGUCCCCCAAAUCUACUGGGAGCUGUCCACCAAGCGGGUCCUUUUGAUGGAAUUUGUGGAUGGUGGGCAGGUCAAUGACAGAGACUACAUGGAGAGGAACAAGAUUGACGUCAACCAGAUCUCAAGCCACCUGGGCAAGAUGUACAGCGAGAUGAUCUUUGUCAAUGGCUUUGUGCACUGUGACCCCCACCCAGGCAACGUGCUGGUGCGGAAACGUCCGGGCACAGAAAAGGCAGAGAUUGUCCUGUUGGACCAUGGGCUCUACCAGGUGCUCACGGAAGAGUUUCGCCUGGAUUAUUGCCGCCUCUGGCAGUCGCUGAUCUGGACUGACAUGAGGAGGGUGAGGAAGUAUAGCCAGCGCCUGGGAGCGGGCCACCUCUACCCCUUGUUUGCUUGUAUGCUGACAGCCCGGUCGUGGGACUCGGUCAACAGGGGCAUCGGCCAAACACCAGUCACCGCCACUGAGGACUCAGAGAUCCGCAACAAUGCAGCCAACUACCUCCCCCAGAUCAGCCAGCUCCUCAACGACGUGCCGCGCCAGAUGCUUCUCAUCUUCAAGACCAAUGACCUGCUGCGUGGCAUUGAGGCUGCCCUCAGCACCCGUGCCAGCUCCAGCUCCUUCCUCAGCAUGUCACGUUGCUGCAUCAGAGCACUGGCUGCGCACAAGAGGAAGCGUACCUGUUCGUUCUUCAGAAGGACCCAGAUCUCCGUCAGCGAAGCCUUCCGCUUAUGGCAGAUCAACCUUCAUGAACUCGCACUGCGUGUGAAGGGGCUGAGGCUGGCUGGCUGGCUCUUGGCCCUGCUCUGCCGGCUGUUGCCUGCUCCACACUGAGGACUCGCUGCUCCUCCUUUCUGGGAGUUUGAUCUUCUGGGAUGUGGGAAGCCAUCCUCAGUCCAUACAUUAGAACCCAAAGGAUUUCUGAGCAACAGCCGGAUCUCCUCUGACAGUGUUCAGCUUGGAAAGCUACAGCAUGGAACUAGAGGGCUCCUGGGCUGGGAGUCCAGAGAACUGUGGGUGCUGGCUGGCUGGUCACUUAGGGCAAAUGUCCUCCUCCCUCACCCUCUUGUUUCUCAACUGCAAAUUAAGGAGACUGGGUUACAUAAAUGUUUCUGGAGGGGGUGGUGCUGGUCCCCCCCCACCCCCAGGUACUUUUUGGAGAUGUGUGGAGACAUUUUUAGUGAUCACAAUGACUGGGGGUAUUUUCUGGCAUCAAGCAGUGGAGUCAAGGACACUAGAUGUAUUCCUAUGCAGAGCACAGUCUUCACUAGACAAGGAAUUUUCCUGUGACCUGUGUGAUUUCCAGAUGCCUCACAGGAUAUUCACGUGGUGAAAGUACUGAUGAGUAAACCCUUAUGAUCCUUCUAAUGAACUGAACUACAAACCAUCUCUGUUUUACAUGUAAAGGCAAAGCAUUUUUGCAUGGUUUUAAUACCCAUUGAAUUCUACAGGAAUGCAAUCACCAGGAGAAUUGAUGGAUGAUUUGUUUUCCUUAGGAUUAUUGUUCACCAGUUUAGAAAAACACAUAACCAAUGGCAAUGUGGAAUCUGUGUUUGAAUGGCCAGUGUGACCCACCUAUAUCAUAUUAAUCUGACUUAAAAAAUUAUAUAUAUACAUAACUAUAUAAUGAAGUGGAUUUAUAUUAUGAUGUGAAAUCCACAGAAACUAUAAUAUACCUACACAACUAUAUAUAUAUUGUUGGGUCUGAUCGGUAUGAAAACCACUGGUCUAAAGAUGCCCUAAAGUUCCUUUUGCUCGAACACCUCUGAACCUGUGAGAGUAGAAAAGAGAUUCAUGUGGCAUGAAAAGUGGAAAACACUCAGCUGUAGAAACAGAUCAAGGCAAAUGAAUGUCCCCCGAUUGACCGAGUCCACUGCUUGAGAGUGCCCACCACUGCAUAGACCUGGGACUGUAGUGAAGUCCUUGAUUUUGGACUCUGUUCAAAUGGGAUUCAGGAUCGGAACCUGCUAGUUAACACAGCCAGGUGAAUCUUUAUUGUUGGCAGAGAGUCCAGCGCAACGUGCACCUGCUGUACAUGGAAUCUUUUCUCAUAGCUCCUUAAUUUCUAUCAGCAAACCUUCCUCUAACCCCGUUUUCAGGAUGUAAUUUUAGUAAAAUUCAACUUGAACGGCACCAAAUUACAUAAUUAAUUACAUUCAGCUUCAAUUACAAUCACUAAUUGAUCAAAGCCUGCUAGCACAACACGUUCAUUAUUUGGCACACAAUUAUUGAGUGCCUACUUUAUGCUGAGAAUAAAGUAGAAAACAAUUUCUCCUGAGGAGGGAAGAUGGGGGUGGGGGUUAGGAUUGUCAUGAAAGGCCUCAUAGGGACAAGGGGUAGUAGUCAAGGAUUUGGUGGGGGAAGUGGCAGGUGGGUAAGUCCACUGGCUUUCUAGUUCACUUAUGAAUGGUUAUAUGCUGAAAAUCACGUGGGCCACACUCUGGGAUCAGCAGGAUAGUUUUGGCACCACGUCACACAUUGUAGUCUCUAGGUCUCUAGUUUUCUUUCCUUGACUGUCAGAUAAUAAUUGGUUAAGAAAUUAGUAGAUGCAAUGAACACCUGCCAUCUAAGGUACUCUUAAAUGACCUCACUGGGUCUUUCUACUCUUAACCCUCUCUGGGCUUUUUCCUGUCUCUCUGCAGUCAAAGGCCUGCUACUCCUGGAUAUGCAGUCUUUUAAAGACAGAGUCUGAUUUAGCAGGGCUGGGUGGGGUCUGAGAUUCUGUAUUUCCAUCAUGCCCCCAAGGUGAGAUUUUUGCUGCUGGUCUGCAGACCACAUUCAGAGCAGCAUAGUACUGGGUCUGCUAGAUCACCCUUCCUUCAGGUGCUAUUAUUCCUUGAGGGAGAAGGCAAUGCAGAGUUAUUAAACACCUAGUUUCCAGAGAGUGUACAGUCAUGCUUCUCCCAGAGCAGUGCCAUUACUGUCAGGUUGCACUGGGGGUCACGUCCUCCCUGUCCUUCCGUGUUCUUGUUACAGGACAGGGCAUGUUUUACUUCUCCUGGUAGUAGUUGUAUUAAGUAGCUUACUAAGUGAGUUCACAUACAGCAAUGAAGGUGACAUGUCCCAGGGGUUGGUUAGGCCUUUGUUAAGUGAUUUAUCCAUGUAAUACUUCCCUUUCCACCUAGGAGUUGCUGGGUCCUACAAAAAACGGAGAGGAAAGGUAAAGAACUAUAUGCCCUGGGGUGGGGGAGGCAGGCAUGCAGUGUGAACUGCACCCCAUGUGGAGCAACCUGUCGGGUGUCUCUGUUCUGGGGACGCUAAGGGCCAGCAGGGCUGGCUUUGGGGUGAUUGUAUGUCCACUUUACCUGGGAUGCGGGCAGUCUUGUCCACUUGGGAGCUUGAGUGGGAGGGCCUUUGGGAACAGCCUCUGAGUUUCAUCCUGCCCACUACCCCUCCUCAGCUUCCAGGGUAACUGAGGAAUCUAGCUGCCAGACUGAAAAAAGGACAGGGGUGCUGACAAUUGGGCUGUUUCUCAAAAUGAAGAGCUGUAAUCACGUCUGUUGUCAUGGAAGCGGGUCUGAUGCCGGCUCAUCAGGCUGAGAAUCCCUGGGCUGUGGGACUCCUUCUCUUCCCCACCUCUCCCUUCCCUCUGCAGCACAGCCAGAGCACUUUGCCAGGAAGUGCCGCUUAGCCUCCCCACCCGGGCUCCCUAACCUGUGCUCCAGAGCAGUGUCCUAACUCUCACAUGGAGGCUGGGGUCAGGAAGGCCAUGGGACCUCCCCACUUCAGACUCAGGCCCAGUCAGCCAGGAGGGAGACAUUUCAUUGUAGUCGUUUCUCCCCUGCUCUCCUGAGUCCUCAGGGUUUCUGUGGGGCCAAGACAUCCAGAGGGGCCACUUGUCUUUGAUGCUGUGCAGCCACACAGGCAUCCCUGGACUGUGCUGGUCCUAGGUCAGUUUGAGCCACUGCCUGCCUUUCCUGGAGAAGGUUCCCUUGUGGCCUCCUAAUGCUGUGAUCGCCUGUGUGAUGGCCUCCAUCCUCCCUGAUCCAUCCCAUCAGCACUGCCAUGACUUCUCUGUGGAAUUUUGUUCCUGAACCAUGCUGGGGCUUGGGGAAGCUCUGAGACCAUCUAGGGUCCAUUUCUCUCUGGGGUCUUGCCUCCAGUCCAGAGGCAACUCUAUAGUCGCAGAGGAAAUGGUCACAGUGUCCUCCAACCUCACACCUCUCUGGACCCUUGAGAUUUAAAAUAGGAGCAAGGAAGAGGGUACAGGGCUCCUUCUCUGGGACCCAGUGAUGUGUCCCCUCCUCCCAUGCUGGAAAAAAAUUUUGUAGUUGGAAUUGGGUGGGUGGGGGGCAGUGGAGGGUGCAGAGGGGAGGAGGGAAUCUUGCUCUUACUCCUCAUGUUUUCUCUCAAACCCUUUACUUUUGAGUCUAUUGCAUUCCCUGAAGAAGAUCCAAAUAGUUAGCUUUUUGAAAUCCAAAUCCAGUAAGAGAUUCCCUCCAUCCACCUUCCGCAGUCUUCUCUUCCCAGGCAACAAGCAGAGAGAAGCCUGGUU